Molecule: messenger RNA, 1552 nt
Organism: Chara braunii
Lineage: Eukaryota; Viridiplantae; Streptophyta; Charophyceae; Charales; Characeae
Source: the annotation of a GenBank genome assembly
ACAUAACGACAAUAACGACAAUGACGACGAUGCUGCGGAUGAUGAUCACACGUGUCGCACGGAGAUGCAGAGGGUUUUCUUAUCCCACGAUUGCGCCGGGAUCCCAACAGCACAAGACGGCGAUGAUCGCCCGACACCUGUCGACAUCUGGAACCGCUGCCGCUGAGACGGAUGAUGGGGAGGAGGAGGUGGAGGAGAAGCCGCGUUGGCCCGGAGGAGGAGGAGGAGGAGGAGGAGGCAAUAGACCGAGAAUGCGACCGGCCGAUGCAAGAUCCCCUUGGCGUCAGCAGAGGUUCCCCCCACAGGCAAAGGCCGGGCGCUGCGAUCCCGACUUCCGUGGCUUCGAGGUGGUGUUUAUGGGCACAGCAUCCUCCAUGCCGACUAAGUUCAGAAACACCACGUGCAUUGCGCUGCGCCUGGACGGGACCACCUAUCUGAUCGACUGUGGGGAAGGCGCACAGAGGCAGUUCACGCAAACGGAAUUUCGGCCUCGAACGAUAGACCGGAUUUUCAUCACACACAUGCAUGGGGACCACAUCUUCGGCUUACCGGGGGUUAUAUGCAUGAUUGGCCAGCAGGGAUCCCCUGGGAGACCGCCAACGCAGAUCUAUGGACCCGUCGGUCUGCGAGCCUGGUUGAGGACAACCCUGUGUCUCAGUGAGGCUGGCGUUCCCAACAAGUAUGCUGUACACGAACUUGUCCCUCCGGGGGGGCAAAGGAGAUCAACGAGGAGGGGUCUGUCUAUGCUGAUGGAAGACCCCCCGCAUGUUGAUGAGCUGCCGGGGAGGGACAUUGCUUGCGGAGGUGAUGGGUUGUGGCUUGUGCAUCAGGACGAGAGAUACGUUGUCCAGGCAGGCGCGCUUAGGCACUCGGUGCCCUGCUAUGGGUACGUGAUUGCAGAGAGAACGAGGCCUGGCAGAUUUAGUGUUGAAAAGGCCCUCGCUGCGGGGGUGAAACCGGGGGUCAGCUACGCUAUGCUUCAGAGAGGGGAGACCAUUACCCUACCCGAUGGAAGAUUGGUCAGGCCCAUGGACGUGCUGGGGCAGUCGAGGAGGGGGCGCAAAGCAGUGAUCUUGGGCGACACGUGCGACUCCAGAUCGCUUCUGGAUGUCGCUCAAGAAGCUGAUAUACUUGUCCACGAGGCGACCUUGAGUGAUGAUAUCGCAGGGGAGGCGAUGAAGAGGGGUCAUUCCACGUCGACCAUGGCUGGCAAUUUCGCCAGAGCAAUUGAUGCCCGAAAGCUCAUUCUCACUCACUUCAGUGGUAAGUUCGAAGGUGCUGUGAACAAUCAGCGAUUUCCUGACCAGAUUCAGAAUCUGAAUCAGGACCAAGCUGGUGGACUGGGGUAUUCAAGAAGUAUCAAAGAUAUGAUCCGCGCUGCUCGGCAGGCAUUCGGCAAACCCGAUGUUAUUGCGGCCAGGGAUUUAAUGUCAGUUCCUGUUUUCCUGUCGGACGAGCCGCCGGUGGCAAAAUCGGCCCCGUAACAACGUUGGAUCUGGUCGUCGUCGUCCUUGGUAGGUUUUUUUUUUUUUUUUUUUUUUUUUUUUUUUUU